UGGUGCUCAAACCAGGCGAACAUGAUGUUCAGAAAGAAUGACGGAACCUGCAAUCACCCGAAUAAUUUAGGCGCCGCAGGAAAACCGUUUGCCAGACUUCUUCCUCCAGAGUAUGACGAUGGCGUCAGUGUUCCCAGACAGCGAGGUAAGGACGGCAAACCACUGCCCAGUGCACGAGCCGUCAGCCUAACUCUCCACCCUCCUAAAGAUGUUUACUCCGGCUACCCUAUCAUAGUCAUGCUGUGGGGCCAAUGGCUAGCUCAUGAUAUCGUGGCUACAGCAACUUUCACCGGAGCUAACACAUGCUGCGGAGCAAAUGGAGGAUGUCCGCCUUUCGUGCAAAACCCGAAGUGUUUUCCGAUAGAGGUACCUCCAAACGACCCUACAUUACCUGGGAUUUGCCUGAAUUUUGUCAGGUCUGUGGCUGCUAACGGCUCUGAUAACUAUCCAGCAAAGCCACAAAUACAGUUGAAUUCAGUGACUUCAUUUGUUGAUUGCUCUCAGAUCUACGGAUCCUCUGACGAAGUUGCAGCAAGUGUUAGAGAACCUG
Molecule: messenger RNA, 550 nt
Organism: Candidula unifasciata
Lineage: Eukaryota; Metazoa; Mollusca; Gastropoda; Stylommatophora; Geomitridae
Source: the annotation of a GenBank genome assembly